UCCCUAUAUAUCUUUUCUUUUCUUUGUACUAGGACUUUGUUAUACUAUACUAGGUAACCAUCAUCAUCUAGGCCUUUCUCUAAACCCAUUUGCCUUGACCCUCCACAGAUAGAAAAGCCUUUUAACAAAGAAUCCACUCAUUUCCGCGCUGUGCAAGUGUAAUUUAAAAACAAAAUUGAGAUAAAAUAGUGCAGAAAAAACAACACAAAAAUAUAAGAAAAAAAUAUAAAUAAACAAAUAAAAGCAAACAAUGGCCACCUCAACGCUGCAAUCUCCAUCGCCCUCGCCAUCAUCCGCCCCCGUUUCGGCCAAGAAUCCGCAGCUGAAGCGCGUCGUCUACUCCAAGUAUCGGGAACUUCUUGGUUCUUACAAUGAUAAGGCCAAUGCCAUCAUCGACACUCUGCCCGCCUAUAUGGUUCGUCAGGAUCGCGGAUUUCAGUUGUCAGCCGAGCUGCCCGUGAAUGGGGAUGCCAAGUUGGGUCUGGAAUCGUCGUAUGGACAGCGCGGAGGAGGCGGAUCCGGAAACGGUGGCUACGAGGCGCCCGCCUGCGUCCAAAACGCGAUGAUGACAAAAGACAAGAAGCCCUUUACGUACACGCCCGGCGGUAUCGAUCUCUCCCAGAUCCGGUCGGAGCGGAUGGCCAAACGGCUGGCGCGCAACGCCCAGUCGGAGGGUGCCACCGGGGCUGCCCAACAGAACAGACCCGCCCAGCCACAGUCGCCAGGUGGUGCAGCCAGUUCGAUUGGAGCUGCUGCCAUGGGCAUGCCCUUCCAGGUGCUGCCACCGCCACCGCCGCCGCCUCAACAACAGCCGGGUCCAAAACCAUCAGCAGCCAGCGUGGAAAGUAGCUAUACUCCCUACACACCGACUCAACAAGCCCCCCCUGUGGCCAAGAGUCCGCCGUUGCAACAGCUACAGCCAACGCCACCGGCAACACCGCCGCAACAGCAGCCACAGGUCGAGCAGCAGCCUGCAGCACGACAGGAGUUCCGCAGUGUACCCAUGCCCACAUCGCCGGCUGUAAAUGUCUACACUCGUCAGACGGACAGUCCAAGAUCGCCGUUUGAGGAGGCACAGCAGCAGCAACAGCGAUCCACUGAGAGCCCCUUACGAUUCGUACAGCAGCAACAGCAACAGUCACCGCAGCAACGUCCACCAACAGCGAUAUCGCCUUUGGCUCAGGUGCAACAGCAGCAGCAGCAAUUGCAACAACUGCAGCAGCAACAGCUGCAACAGCAACAAUUGCAGCAGCAACAAUUGCAACAGCAAAAACUACAGCAACAACAAUUGCAGCAACAGCAACAGCAGCUACAGCAGCAGCAACAGCAACUUCAACAGCAGCAGCAACAACAGCAACAGGCAGCUCAAUCAGUACCAUGGCGCACUCAACGCACGCAGCCUGCAGCACAACAGCAACAGGAACUGCAUCCACAGCCCAUCUACAACAAUGUUCAGCAGCAGCAACAAAGAUCUCGCGAUGUCUUCAGUCCAGCAAGAACUGAAUCACCAUCAGCAAACACGUUCAAUUCACAGCAGCAACAGCAGAACUAUGGCAAUCAGCAAAACCAAUUUGCCGGAGCAGCAAAGCCGACCAACGUUGGCUCGCUUUACAUAGCUCCAUUGGCCCAACCCACAGAGCCGCAGGCUCAACGAAUCCUUCUGCAGCAACAGCAGCAGUCGGCUGCCCGGGAUUCCCCGAUACGCCAGCUUCCACAGCAACAAGGAUCACAGCAGCAGCCACAGGCCAAUCAGCCGAUGCGAUGGCUCAGCUCACAGCCGGCCACCAAGGAGCAGGCUCCUUGGGCUCGUCCUGAGGAGAAUGGCAACGUUCUGCCCUCUACUUUGCGGCAGACCACUCCGGCACCACAGCCCCAAGUCGUACCUCAAUCGCAGUCCCCACAGCAACAGCAGCAGCAGCAGACAUCUUUCUACCAGCCGCAGUUGGUCCAAGGAAAUGGCUAUGGACCAACUCCGGUGGCAGCUGCUCCUAUCAGUCUGCAAAACUUUGGAUCAAAUGCUCAGGCAGGAGGACUUCGUUUGCAGAUCAACUUAAACACCAAUGGCAGCAGCAAUGCAGCCAACCAAAGUGCUCCAAGGGAGCGUAUCAUACCCAUAACUUUAGAGCAGACACCGACUUAUGCCGCAGCCCAACCAAACUUUGGUGGUUACCAGAACUAUCCAGCACAGGGCCAACGAGUCCUGUCGCCCAAUCAGCCAGCAAGUACGCCUAACACCAAUGGUAAUGCCACCCGGAUAAUCCCCAUAGCCAUCGAGGGAGGACGCGGCGGUCCAGUUUCCCAGUCGCCGGUUCUGCUGCAAAACGAUCCACGCUCACCGCCCAUCCAAUCGAAAUCGUUCAGAAUAUUACAAAAGAUAACCGACACCGUGGACGAUGGCAACGGAAAUGGAGAUUUGCGGCAGGACGUGCAGCAGACGCCCCAGGAGGCGGAGUUGCAGCGGCCACAGUUUGCCCGCCAGAUGAGUGCCCAGCAGGCCAGGAAUAGUCCGACCAUCGAACAGAUGCGACGCCUGCAAAUCUCUCAAGAUCAACUAAAUAAUCAGCAACAGUCGGGUACGCCACUAGCUUGGUCCCCGCAAGGUAAUGGCGUCUCAGCUCAGAACCGCUUUACCCAGCAACGAUAUGAUACCCCUCAGCAACAGCAAUAUGUGCCGCCAAGUGAACAGCAAGCACCGGAGCCCAAAAAAUAUACCGGAAGCGCUAUACCCAGUCGAUCAUUCAAAAUUCUACAGGCAAUGACAACACCUGAAAAUGCCGACCAUAAAAUUCACACCGAGCUGGACUCGGAUUUGGAAAAUGUUGAACUGAACGAAACCCCAAAUAAUAAUAAUAAUAAUAAUAACAACGGAAAUACUGAAAAUAAUAAUAAUCAUAAUAAGAUUAACAGUAAAACCAACAAACGACAUAGCUACACAUCAUCCACACCACAAUCAUGCACCGAACCCACCACCCACUCAUCAAACUCAUCCCUUAGUUCAGAUAGUUCUUGUCCCCCACAGGCCCCUCGAUCACAGUCAGUGCCACCACAAUAUCCCUAUGCCUUUGGCUAUCCAUAUCCCUGGUACAUGCCACCUCCUCCGUCAGUAAAUGGUGAAACAGCUCCUUGGCCAUAUCUCUAUUCGUAUCCUCCACCACCACCACCACCACAAUCUGUAGAUGGAAAGCAGCCAGAGGGAUUUCCCCCAUAUCCCUAUUACUACCCCUACUAUCCGCCACCUCUGCCACCCUACGGUCAACAGCAGGGAGAUGCCCAAUAUCCCGUUGGCUAUCCUCAGUUUCAUGCCAUGCCGCCUUAUGGUCAUCCCUUUCCCUAUCCUGUUGCUCCUAGUUAUAGCCAGAGUUCCACCGAAGAAAGCAGAGCCAGCAGUGUUCUGCCGGAUAUAAUCAUCACUCCCAGUACCGAUGAUAUUCCCUCGCAGGUCAUCAUGCAACAUCACAUUCGAGUGGAGCCACGAGAACCACCAAAGCGGGCGCACUCCGUUGAGAUCGAGGAGUUGGUUAGCAGGCCGAAGGCCCGAAAUAUUUGCACCAAUAAUCACGAGGUUAUCGAUGUGCUGAGCCAAAGAUUGGCCAAUAUCAAUAAGAUUGCCAGUGGAAAUACCCAGGCUAAUCUCUCCAAGCAGUGGCAGAAAAACUAUGCCGGCGAACAGGCAAAGGAACUGGGCGAGAGAUCCCCAAGCGAAAAUGCUUCCAACUCCGAAAGUGAGUCAGAGGAAGAGAGCAGCGAUGACGAUGAUGAGGAUACCCCAAAGCUCGGGGCUCGUCCUGCUGUCUUGCAGUCCAUUAAAUCGGUGUCAAAUGUGCAGGUCUACAAGGGUAAAACCCUGGAACAGCAUCUUGACUCCGAGAGCAGUGAGGAUGAAGAUGAUGUGACCACGGCGGAUGAAAUGUUCGAUGAAGAAGAACAGAUCGAGGAAGAGCAAGAAGGCCUGGUCGAGGAAAUGGAAGAAGAUUACAUUGUUGAGGAAGAUCUUAGUGUUAUCUAUGAGGAAGAAAGCGAACUGGAACGCAGCAGCGAGUACGCCAAGACAGUGAUUCGGAGGGAUGACUCCAGAUCAACCAUAGUUGAUGAGAUUGAAAAGCAAAUAGAAGAGAAUGAUGAUGAUGACGAUAAUAACGAUGACGAUGAGGAGUCCAAUUCCGUAACAGUUCGCCUGCCACUUCGUUUCUCCUUUAGCCGUAGCUCGAACGAUGAAAACAUUGCCACCGUGGAAGUGGGCAAAACAACUCAGAUCGAGGAGAAGCAACCUACUAUCGUGAGCUCUUUCAGUGUGGCCAAGAUAGAAAGCGAAGAUGAGGACGAUGACUGUGAGGUCAGUGUGACCAUUAGUUUGUCGAACUCUUCGCGCUCCAAUUCAGUGGAAAAGUGUGUCCAACCCUACAAGACUUCCAAUGCCUAUCCAGUGGAGGAGAUCUCCACACCCAUCAAAGCCAGUGAAGAAGACGUUUCUACCUCGUUCUCUCUAGGUAUGCGCAACAAAUUCUUGGGCGAAACAAUAGCCGAUGAUGUAACCAAUAAUAUUUCCCGAGAUAAGCCAAAAGAAAUAGUCGAAGAAAUAAAAGAAGUUGAAAACUCACCCAAGGAGGAGUUCGACUUCUUUGCCACUUUAAUGGCAACAAAAAUGCAGGCCCAGAAAAUGAUGGAGCAGUCGAAGAACUUCUGGAAAACACCUGAGCUAAAACCAGCAGAGCCUGCAGUUGAAACGGCAAAACUUCGACCCAAGGACAGUAUGCCUGAGACGAAGCCACCAAGACCCGUAUCUGGUGAUAUGUCCAAGACUCAGGCUUCGCUGGAGGCAGCCAAAAAUGAUUUCUGGUCUACUUUCGCCACAGCCUCUAAGGAGAAAGAGCCUGAAUUGGAGGAACAGGAUGAAACUGAGGAAGUAGACUUCUGGGCCAGCAUAGAGAAAAAAGAAACCUCUGAGAAAAAAGAAAAGCAGUGGACCAAGAAGAAGAAAACCGUAACCUAUACCCCCCUACAAAAAGAGGCAGCUACUAGAAUUGAACAUUGGACAACAACACUCCGGGCUCAAGUGGAAACUCUUCCAGUCCCACAAAGAGCUGAAGUACAUUUUGUGGUUGAAGAAAAGCCAAACGAAAUUGAACAUGCCCAACAGGAAGUCCAGGGUGAAGAAGAGGAUUUCUGGGCCACAGUAAAUCAAGAUAAGUGUGAAAAUACAGUGAGUUCAAGCUGGGAACAUACAACCUAUAAUACAGAGCCCCAAAAUGAACAGCAGAUUGACAUUGGCUCUACUCCGAUAGAUACAGAGCAAACCAUUCAACAAGAUUCAGAAAACGUGGACUUCUGGGCAGAAGAUGGCGAAUCAACUAAUAGUUACCAAAAUGUUGAACAACCCAGCGACUUCACCUACGAUCCUACGAAAUAUCCAGAAGAACCCCGAGAAGUGGACACCGAUGAAGAAAUUGAUUUCUGGGCAGAGAUUGAGGCAAGAAGGCAGCCAGGUGAAGAAGAUGAUGAAGAUGUCACGUUCCAUAAAUCGGCCACUUUCUGGUUUCGCAAAGAAAGACAGAAUUCAGUGGAGGAGACGCCCUACAAGCCUGUCGAAAUAAAGCCUUUCAGGGCCAAAUUACCUGAUGAAGCAGCUGUAGAGAUUGAUGUUUGGGCUACGUUAGAGGCAGCCAGGGGUCAUGAACCUGAAAUAGUGGACCCAGUCGUGGAAGAGGAAAAGCAUCUUGCUGAGCAAUUUGAGGAACUGGAACAUGAAAGCCCAGAAGAGGAGAUUGAAAAAGAGAAGAUUGAUGAGAAGCCCCAAGAAGAGAUCCCUGAAAGCAAUUUAAGCCACAUGGACACCAUGUCGAUGGCUUCGAUGCACGAACCAGCUACAGUCUAUACAUGGGCUCCUCCACCACAGGAGACUAAUGACAACGAGGAUGAAACCGAUUUCUGGGCGGACAUGGAGCAGGAACGAUCCAAGAAAGAACAAUUUGAAGAGGCCGAACAGAAAAGACACAACUACCGUCAGGCCAUGGCCUUCUUCAACACCUCGAUCGAUGGCCAGCAGUCGCCCCCACAAAUAAAUAGCAGUCCCAAUCGUAGCAGUGUUAUUCUGGAAGUAGAAGAACCACAAGACGUAGACUUGGGACCACCUGGUGAAUACGAAAUAGUAGGCGAGGAUGGCGUCAUCGUGGAGGAGCAUAAGCCAGCGAUACCCGAGGCCGAAGAAGAGGACCGCGGAGCAGCGACUCCUACCAACAUAGAGCCACAACUCCCAGAGGUUUAUGUGGAACCCGAACCGGAAGUAAAGCGUCUGUCCAAUGGUCUUCCUGAUCUUGCCGUCGAGAAGUUUACCGAAAUGCCCAAGAUAUCAGUGCGUGAUAGGAUCAGUGCCUUUGAAGUCAUGCCGACAGCUGGAAGCGAUGGCUCCAAGGAAUUAACCAAGCAAUCCCUCUCAGUGGAUAGUGCUUACGGCAAGGGAACCCUUUCACGCAACAGCAGCACACAGAGAUCCGAGUCGGAGAUUGAGGAGGACGACUCUGGGGUGACGGACAUGAAUCGCCAGCUUUCCGAGACGGACACCGAGUCCGAGAGUUUUCCGGAGCUGCGCAAGAUGACCAGCUACCAGCGGGCAGCCACACAUUCCAGGCUCUUUAAGUUGCUGCAGGACGAAAAUGAUGUUCCGGAAGCGGGAGCCAGUCCAGCCGAUGAGUUUCAAUUCAAACCCAGCCGCAGGAAGAUCGUCCACAAUGUGUCCAUCACCAGGCGUCAGAAUCCUGGAGCCCUGAACGAUGCUGAAUCCAUGAUGCAGCGCAGAGAACGUCUCUCGUUGCCACUUCGUAAAAAUACUAGUAUCGAUGCCGACAAUCCUUCGACUCCAAAUAGUCCUGCUUCACCUAUUAUGGGUCCCUCGGCCAAGAAUCAACGCCAGGUGAGCGAUAAGUUGGUCAAUGAACUGGUUCAGAGUUUGCUCCUAAAGAGCGACAGUUCGCAUUUGCGAAAUCUGCCCAUGGAACGCCUUCAGGCGGCCGCCAAAAGAGCCCUGGUAGAGGAGAUGGACUCGGCGCAGGAGAACAGCUCCCUGGACAGUACGCCGGCACCAACACCCAAGCAGGACAAGGAAUACUCUGAUUACUACAAUAGCUGGUGUGAUGCCAGUGGCAGUGGAGAUGAUGUGCUGCCCUCCAAGAGCUUCCGUUCCUUACAGGAUCCACGCCGGAGUCCCUGGACAGUGCGGUGCCCGAGGGUGCUCAGCUCCAAAACGAUUAACCGUGAUUUGGCACGGGUCACAGAGUCACCGGAAAUCGCCAAUGCACGGGGUAGCAAAAGUCCGGAAUGUUUCCGCCAGAACUCACAUUCACAGAGUAGAGAACGUUCCGUGAGCAGUUGGCGGAGGGUUUAGAAUACGGCAAAAGAGAUUGCCUAUUGUAUAUAACUGGGCGGGUCUAUAGUCUUUAGAAGGGAUGUGAGACCGGUUCAAAUGGGAGAUCGAAUCUCUCCAGAGAAUCAGAAGCUCCCCACAAAUUCGAACGAAAUACAAAGCGAACUCAAAUUGAUCCAGGAGAAGUACUCAGGUACUAAGUCCCCAGGUAUUUGGUAAAACCUAUUCCUGGCUAACUAUCCAGUAUCCAAGGGAAUAACCUUAAAACAGUCAACUUCCGAAUCGGAUUUCACUCCCGAACUUUUCGUAAACUAAGCGUCUUCUGCAUUUGGCUGAAACAGUCACUGCCCCUGGGAAUGGGUGAUAAAAAAGCCAGUUAUUGCAUUUCUCAUAUCAUCAUCAUCAGUUCAUAUCCCAUUGUACAUUAUGAAUAUCGAAUACACUCAGUACAUUAAUAAACUAAAUCUUAUUAAACAUGUAAAUAAACCAAUUGAAACCAAUGAAAGGAAAUCGUUCAUUCGUUCGUUCGUUUGUUACCUCAGUAAAGCGCAAAACCAAAAACCGAAAACCAACCAAAAUCAUUUUCUAAAACUACAUGAGUAUUUCAAAAUUUGUAAACCGUAACUCAUGAAUCGAACUAAAUAAUAACAAACAUAAAAAAAUGAAACUGAAAAAAAUCUAUCAAGCGCCACAAUAAACAACAAAAUAAAAAACAAUUUCAUCUCAACUCAAUGAUUUUGUAAAACUCGUUCAAAAUCCUAAGGACCUGGACAAUCGGAUCUAUAAUUAUUUCUCAACGCCAUAGAAAUCAAUUAUAGCAACUCAACAGCAUCAUAUACUGAAAACGAAAAUGAAAAUCAAUCAGAUUGCUUGUUAUAGUUAUCUAGUUUAAGUACCAGACACUCUUAAGGAUCGCCACAAUCAUAUAACUUGGGAACGGGAACAAGUUUUUAGUAAAAUUUCUUUACACUAACAAACAUCAUCAUUGUAACUGAAGAUGAAAGUUUUUUUUGUUAAACGCGAUUUGGUAGCAGCACUAAAACCAAACAAAACAAUUCUAACACAAUUACGAAUCAAAUAGCGAAAGCGAAUAUAUACUAAUACUAAACGUUAAGAUGAAGAUGCAGGUGCAAAGAGGUAACAACGAAACGAAACAAAAUCCAAGAAAUCGACUAUGCUUGAUAUGUAUCCGGAUAACACGAAAGCGCACAUCAACACGACUAAUAAUAAUAUCUUAAAUAUUUCUUUUGUUACUUGCGAACAUUAUUAUUUCAUUCUUGAAGAUUAUCUUUUAUUUUUCAUCAAUAUUUAUUCAUUUACACAGUUCGUAUGCAUACGAAUGGACUUUAAAUAUUAUUAUUUGAUACAUAUAUAAAAUAUACUUUUGUGUUGUAUAAUUUU
Molecule: messenger RNA, 8758 nt
Organism: Drosophila eugracilis
Lineage: Eukaryota; Metazoa; Arthropoda; Insecta; Diptera; Drosophilidae
Molecular function (GO): MAP kinase scaffold activity
Source: RefSeq, a predicted model, not a curated record